This is a messenger RNA of Rhizophagus irregularis DAOM 181602=DAOM 197198, 477 nucleotides long. RefSeq lists its product as uncharacterized. NCBI's taxonomy places the organism in Eukaryota, Fungi, Glomeromycota, Glomeromycetes, Glomerales, Glomeraceae. The record is from RefSeq and is a predicted model, not a curated record.
AUGCUUGAAACGAAUAUUUCUUAUGAUCCAACUUCUUUUGAUGUUCUAAUCAAGGACAUUGGCGCACAAGAUCUUCACAAAGUGAUUUCAGAUGAACUUAAUGUAGGGUAUCUCUCAGACUCAAAUCAAGAACAUGACGGUGAUGUAGAUGGAAUUAUUUAUGGUCGAGGCUUCCGACUUAUUUGUACUUUAACAGUUAAAAUAAGAGCAAAGAUCAAAUUUGUGCACUUUAUCGUCGAUACGGGUUCACCAUCAACAUACCUUUCCGAUGAUGCAUUAUCUGCAUUUGGCCUAACUAUUUCUAACCCAGAUUAUUUCAUUAAUGCAAGAAUCAAUAAUAAAGAUACAGUUGUUUUGAUGUCACCGCCAGGUUCGCACUUCAGUGGGAUAAAUCUUCUUGGAUCAGAAUUCUUGAAAUUUGCAGGAGCAACAUUAGUUGCUGAGUACCAUGAUAACUGUUUUACUCUGAGGUUUUAA